Molecule: messenger RNA, 2063 nt
Organism: Nelumbo nucifera (sacred lotus)
Lineage: Eukaryota; Viridiplantae; Streptophyta; Magnoliopsida; Proteales; Nelumbonaceae
Product: protein NRT1/ PTR FAMILY 5.1-like
Biological process (GO): transmembrane transport; dipeptide transport
Cellular component (GO): membrane
Molecular function (GO): dipeptide transmembrane transporter activity; tripeptide transmembrane transporter activity
Source: RefSeq, a predicted model, not a curated record
UAUUCCCCGCAGGACACGUUUAAUGCUCUCCUCUUCCCGACUUUCUACUACACAUUCUCUCUCUCUCUCAUCUCUUUGCGUUUGUGUGAGAAGAGAGUUGCUCUGUAAUGGAAAUCAAAGGUUUUACUCAAGAAGGUUACACACAAGAUGGCUCCGGCGAUCUUCGCGGACGUCCAGUACUUGCUUCUCGAACAGGGAAGUGGAAGGCCUGUGCGUUUCUAGUGGGUUAUGAAGCAUUUGAGAGGAUGGCUUUCUACGGAAUAGCUUCAAAUUUAGUGAAUUAUUUGACGACCCAACUUCACGAAAACACAGUAACAUCAGUGAGGAAUGUGAACAACUGGGCAGGAUCUGUCUGGAUGACACCGAUACUCGGCGCUUACAUUGCGGACUCUUAUGUAGGUCGAUUUUGGACAUUCACCGUGUCAUCUCUCAUCUACGUCCUGGGUAUGGUGCUUCUGACAAUGGCGGUCUCUAUUAGAUCCUUGAAGCCAACAUGUGCUAAAGGCAUCUGUAAUAAAGCCUCUACAUCACAGAUCGCAUUUUUCUACUCAUCUCUCUACAUCAUUGCAGUUGGAGCUGGUGGAACAAAACCCAACAUAUCCACUUUUGGUGCAGACCAAUUUGAUGAUUUCAAUCCCCAUGAGAAAGAGCUCAAGGACUCAUUCUUCAACUGGUGGAUGUUCAGCUCUUUCUUGGGUGCUUUGUUUGCUACUUUAGGGCUUGUCUACAUCCAAGAGAAUGUGGGUUGGGGAUUAGGCUAUGGCAUCCCUACAGUUGGUCUUCUACUCUCUCUGUUUAUUUUCUACUUAGGCACCCCAAAUUAUAGGCACAAGUGUAGAAGGACCAAAAGCCCUGCGAGGGGCCUGGUUCAAGUUCUUACUACGGCCUUGGCGAACCGCAAGUCCAAGCUUCCUAGCGAUCCAUUACAACUUUAUGAGCUUGAGCCACACCAUUAUGUGAUCACUGGAAAGCGACGAGUUCAUCAUACUCCGGCUUUUAGGUUCCUUGACAAGGCAGCGGUCAAAGUCGCGGACGCCAACGCAGGGGGAGGGGGGCCGUCAUCACGGCGACCACCAUGCACCGUGACACAAGUAGAAGAGACAAAGCUUGUAUUGGGGAUGGUGCUAAUAUGGCUAGUUACCCUGAUCCCAAGCACCAUAGGGGCACAGGUAAACACCUUAUUUGUGAAACAGGGUACCACACUGGAUCGGAGCAUUGGCCAUGGCUUCCAAAUCCCAGCUGCAUCACUGGGGAGUUUUGUUACACUCUCAAUGCUCAUCUCUGUCCCAAUGUAUGACCGCUACUUUGUGCCAUUCAUGCGACGGAGGACUGGCAACCCUCGGGGAAUCACACUUCUUCAAAGGCUUGGGAUCGGUUUUGCCAUCCAAUCUGCGGUCACUGUAAUUGCAUAUGUUGUAGAACUGAGGAGGAUGCAUGUUAUAAAGAAAUAUGGAAUCUCCAGCGCCAAAGAGGUUGUCCCCAUGACCAUCUUAUGGCUCCUACCUCAAUAUGUUCUUCUGGGUAUAGCAGAUGUAUUCCAUGCCAUCGGUUUGCUGGAAUUCUUCUACGACCAGUCACCGGAAGACAUGCAGAGCCUUGGAACCACCUUCUUCACUAGUGGAAUCGGCGUCGGCAACUUCUUGAAUAGCUUUCUAGUCACGGUUGUGGAUAACAUAACCGGGAAGGAUGGAAGUAGGAGCUGGAUAGGGAACAACUUGAAUGAUUCUCACUUGGAUUACUACUAUGGAUUCCUUUUGGUGAUUACCACCAUUAACUUAGGGCUCUUUGUGUGGAUUUCCAGCAGGUACGAGUACAAAAUGGAGACCAUUGAAGCGACUCAAAGCAAGGUUUCAUGUGUUCAAAUGGAAACUAGGUCUUUAGACAAUUCUCUUGGGUUACCAGCCUGACAAGGGAUUGAAGAAAAAAUCUUCUGUGCAAGACAAUUAAUCUAGCUAGCUUUGUAAUAUAUGUAAGAUAUAUAUUACAUGUUCUAAAUUCGAAAACUCAGAGUCUGAGACUCAAUUUAAAAGCUUACUGACUUGAUCAGUUUAUGGGCGACUCAA